This is a messenger RNA of Anopheles marshallii, 1539 nucleotides long. RefSeq names its product U4/U6 small nuclear ribonucleoprotein Prp31 (gene Prp31). The transcript has 5 exons. Gene Ontology annotation, cellular component: U4/U6 x U5 tri-snRNP complex; precatalytic spliceosome; U4 snRNP. NCBI's taxonomy places the organism in Eukaryota, Metazoa, Arthropoda, Insecta, Diptera, Culicidae. Gene Ontology annotation, biological process: spliceosomal tri-snRNP complex assembly; mRNA splicing, via spliceosome. The coding region runs from base 1 to 1539 and encodes 512 amino acids. The record is from RefSeq and is a predicted model, not a curated record.
AUGUCCCUGGCCGAUGAAUUGCUGGCUGAUCUGGAAGAUGAUAAUGAUGACGAGAUGGAGGAGAUGGAUACGGUCAAGGAGGAACCGAAAGCGGCAGCACCGGAUGAAGAAGAUGGGGAUUCCGGCGGAGAAGAGGACGCCGUCAUAUAUGACCUGAAAGAUGAACCGAUGGAAAUAAAUCUGGCCGUGGCAUCGAUUCGGGAGAUAUGUAAGCUACGCGACUCGGACCGGUUGUCUAAUGUACUGACUCAGAUAGAGAAGUACGCCAAAAAUCCACGCACGACGAAGGAGAUGGUUGGCAACGUGGAAUCGGACCCGGAAUACCAGUUGAUCGUGGAGGCAAACAAUAUUGCCGUCGAUAUUGACAAUGAGAUCUCGACGAUACACAAAUUCGUCAAGGAUAAGUACCAAAAACGCUUCCCGGAGUUAGAUUCGCUCAUCAUGGCGGAAAUGGACUACAUUCGUAGUGUUCGCGAGCUGGGUAACGAUCUAGACCAGGCCAAGAACAACGAGCGUUUGCAGGAAAUUAUAACCCAAGCGACGAUUAUGAUCGUUUCCGUAACCGCUUCCACUACGCAGGGGGUAAAGUUGGAACGACAUGAGCUGGAUCAGAUCAAUGAGGCGUGUGAUAUGGCGGUGGAGUUGAACGAUUUCAAGAGCAAAAUCUUUGAGUACGUCGAAAGUCGCAUGACCUUUAUCGCUCCCAACAUGUCGAUGAUAGUGGGUGCUUCUACGGCUGCGAAGCUGGUCGGAUUGGCUGGUGGAUUGACCAAGCUCUCCAAGAUGCCUGCCUGCAACGUACAGGUGCUGGGUGCACAGAAAAAAACACUUUCGGGAUUUUCCAAAGUGGCAAUGUUACCGCACACGGGCUACGUUUACUAUUGUGAUAUCGUUCAAGACACGCCGCCAGACUUACGGCGCAAAGCGGCACGACUGGUGGCCGCCAAGUGCACGUUGGCGGCGCGUGUGGAUGCAUCACACGAGAGCCAUCUGGGCGAGAUUGGUCAGCGGUUCCGGGAAGAUAUCGAGAAAAAGUUGGACAAGCUACAGGAACCACCACCGGUGAAAUUUAUCAAACCGCUCCCAAAACCUAUCGAGGGAGGCAAAAAGAAGCGUGGCGGAAAGCGGGUGCGCAAGAUGAAGGAACGCUACGCUAUUACCGAGUUCCGCAAGCAGGCAAACCGCAUGAACUUUGGUGAUAUUGAGGAGGAUGCGUAUCAAGAGGAUCUGGGGUACACGCGCGGUACGAUCGGUAAAACGGGCACGGGACGAAUCCGUCUACCACAGAUAGACGAAAAGACCAAAGUGCGCAUUAGCAAAACGUUACAGAAGAAUCUGCAAAAGCAGCAACAGGUGUGGGGUGGCAGCACAACGGUAAAGAAACACAUCUCUGGCACGGCAUCGAGCGUUGCCUUUACGCCGCUACAGGGAUUGGAAAUUGUUAAUCCGCAAGCGGCCGAAAAACCGACCGGCGAAACGGGAGCCAAAUAUUUCUCCAACACGUCCGGUUUCUUGUCCGUUGGCAAGAAAACAACUUAG